This is a messenger RNA of Maniola jurtina (meadow brown), 2742 nucleotides long. Its product is annotated as putative fatty acyl-CoA reductase CG5065. Gene Ontology annotation, cellular component: peroxisome. Gene Ontology annotation, biological process: long-chain fatty-acyl-CoA metabolic process. The record is from RefSeq and is a predicted model, not a curated record. The coding region runs from base 161 to 1714 and encodes 517 amino acids. Lineage: Eukaryota; Metazoa; Arthropoda; Insecta; Lepidoptera; Nymphalidae. The transcript has 9 exons. Gene Ontology annotation, molecular function: alcohol-forming very long-chain fatty acyl-CoA reductase (NADP+) activity.
UAAUAAAAACGUUUUGAACAUGAGAUGAUUAACAAUAUUUUCUAAAGGAAAAUCAUAGGAAUAGGAUAGACCGGUUGUUAAAGUAACAAGUGAAAUCAAAUUGGAAAAUCUUGUUCUACCUGUAGGUAUCAAUAAGUUCAGGUAUAACCGUACAUACAAAAUGGCGUCAGAAGUGAACGAGUGGUACAGAGGCAGGAAGGUCCUCGUGACCGGCGCCUCCGGCCUCAUGGGCAAGGUGCUGAUCGAAAAGCUUCUAUACAGUGUGCCCGACAUUGGGUGCGUGUAUGCCCUCGUCCGUAGCAAGCGAGGCAAGACGCCCGAAUCAAGGAUCGAGGAUAUGUGGAAACUACCUUUGUUCUCACGAAUAAGGGAGGAGAAACCGCAUGUAAUGAAAAAGGUUGUACCAGUUACGGGUGAUAUAUUGUACGAGGAACUCGGCAUUGAAAAGGCUCAGUUAGAGGAAAUUUAUGAAGAGGUAUCAAUAGUGUUCCACUUCGCCGCCAGCCUCCGCUUAGAAGCACCUCUUAAAGAAGGUCUGGAGAUGAACACCAAGGGAACACUCCGACUUUUAGAGAUGGCCAAGAAAAUGAAGAAACUCGUCUCGUUUGUGCACCUUUCUACCGCCUUCUGCUAUCCUGAUUAUGAAAGAAUGGCUGAAAAGGUACACGCCCCGCCUUCAAACCCUCACGAGGUGUUGCGAGCCGCAAGCUGGCUAUCGGAAGACCAGCUCAACAUACUAGCGCCAUCGUUGAUGCAGUUGCAUCCUAACUCAUACACGUACUCCAAGAGGCUGGCUGAAGCGUUGGUGAAGGAGAGCUACCCGGAUAUACCCACGGUCGUAGUGCGACCGAGCAUAGUAACUCCAGCCUACAAGGAGCCGACCCCCGGUUGGGUGGACAACCUGAACGGGCCGGUCGGGCUGAUGAUCGGCGCGGGCAAGGGCGUCAUCCGCUCCAUGCACUGCUACGGCCACUACCACGCCGAGGUCAUCCCCGUGGACAUCGCCAUCAACGCCAUCAUACUCAUCCCCUACUACAUUAACACCAAGAUAGACAGGCCUGCAGAAAUACCAGUCUUUAAUCUAACUUCUGGCGAUGAUAGAGACACGACCUGGAAGGAGGUCCUCGACGUGGGGAAGGCAACAGUGAGGAAGUACCCCUUCGAAGGUCCGCUGUGGUACCCCAACGGAAACAUAAGGCACAAUAAACUAAUACACGAACUCUGCGUGUUCUUCUACCACAUCGUUCCAGCUUAUCUAAUAGACUUCCUGAUGCUUAUAUUUGGACAGAAGAGAUUCAUGGUGCGCAUACAGAAUCGUAUUUCAGUGGGUCUGAUGGUCCUACAAUACUUCACUACACGCGAGUGGUGGUUCGACACGCACAACUUCAAGGCUCUAGCGACCAAGCUGAACCCCACGGACUUUGCGACCUUCCCGAUGAAUCUGAAGAUCAUUGAAGUGGGGCCCUACAUCGAGAGCUGCAUGAUAGGCGGCAAACUGUACUGCUUGAAGGAGAAGUUGGAGAAUCUACCGAAAGCGAGACUGCAGAAUAACAUAUUAUUCGUCUUGGAUUUUCUAGUGUCUGUAUUCUUCCAUCUACUCGUUGUGUACUGGAUGGUUCUACUGUUUGAACCUCUAAGACAUCUGCUCUCAUAUGGUGGACCCUUUGUGAGAUAUUUACCUCUCGUCGGAAAAGCUGUAUUCAGGGAUGAAUGAAGAAACCGGAUUCUAAUAUUGACAGAUUUUUUGAACAUCGGUGCCAAAUUGCCUGUUUAUCGAUAUUCUACAGGAUAUACUUAUUUCAGAGGGUGUGCCCAAGAACAACGUGACUUGGUUUGUCCUUCACCUUUCCACUAUCAAGCUGCAAGGCAUCGUCAAGUUCUGCACCCGUACGUAGACGAAAUUCCUCGUACAAAGCAAUUUGUCUCCUCGUUUCUAAUUCACACCGCUAGGACAUGGAACGCCCUUUCGACGUCAGUUCUCCCCUCAACUUUUAAUAUGAGUACCUUUGAAGACAAGAAUGAAUAGGUAUCUUCUAGGCAAGCGCGGUCCAUCUUAAUAUGCUGCAUGAUCACUUGCCAGCAGGUCUGAAUGCAGCCAAGCGCUAGUCUAUAAAUUAAAAAAAAAACAAGAUCAGGUUGCAUUGUUAGCUAGCGGUAAUAAUAUCUUAAGCGCCGUAUAUCACGCAAACUGUGAAAAGGGAUUUGUUUACCUGUUAACCAUCACCAUUCUGAAAACUCAUUUUAAGGAAUGAAGUUUUUUUUUUGUUCACUUGGCCAGUGUGGUGGACUCUUUUCAUUCUGCGAGGAGACCCAUGUUCAGGUGGGCCGACGAUGGGUUGAGAUGAUGAUGAUGAAGAAAAUAAGAUUGUCAUCAUACAUUUAGUAUACUAAAAAUGCUUUGCUUGCAACUGGUCUCGAAAUGCUCAACGUUUAUAACUCUAGAUAACAAAUGUAGAUGUUAUGUAUUUACAGGACAUGGAUAGGGCUCUUAAGUACAAGCUCUCAAAUACACAAAAUAUCACAUUUGUAUUAAACAAUCCAGUUCAUAUAUAAUGUGCUUGUGAGUGUAUCUAUGUUUAAAAUCUAAAUUAAGUAAGUAUAAUAUCAAUAGAUAAUAAGUUAGUUUUAAAUAAGCUUUAAUUGUUGUAAGUUGGUAUUUUAAAAGUUAUUUUUAACUGUAGCUACCCCCCUACAUAUCGUACCUACCCUUGUAUUUCCCUACCUAAUAAAUAAAAUCAAACU